Ficedula albicollis (Collared flycatcher) is the source of this 2065-nucleotide messenger RNA. RefSeq names its product CKLF like MARVEL transmembrane domain containing 6 (gene CMTM6). The transcript is spliced from 6 exons. Lineage: Eukaryota; Metazoa; Chordata; Aves; Passeriformes; Muscicapidae. The record is from RefSeq and is a predicted model, not a curated record. Bases 1 to 714 code for a protein of 237 amino acids. Gene Ontology annotation, cellular component: membrane.
AUGUCGGGUCACAGGCUGGACUCGAUGAUCGCAGAAGGUUUUUCCAACCUAACUGAUUAUGCCAAUGGUGAUCUCAUGCGACAAGUGAAUAAUCCUGUAGACCUCACUUACCAAGCCCCGCUGAGGGAGCCGAGCGCGGAGCGGGCCUGGGGCGGCCCCGCGCUGCCUCACGGGCCGCUCCCGCCCGCGGCCGCCAGGGGGCGCGCCCUUGUCCCAACGGCCGCGGNGCGCCCUUGGGUGCGGCGCCUGUGGGGAUGGCGGCUGCCGGUCAAGGUGGUCCAGACGCUUUUCUCUUUUGUGGCGCUUGUUUGUGAAGAAAUCGUGGAAGAUUGCAGCUCUUGUAGUGGACUUUACAUAUUUGAAUUCGUAAGCUGCAGUGCCUUUCUUUUGAGCCUCCUGAUUCUGUGUGCAUAUUGCACUGAUUUGUAUGAAUCACUGGGGGAAGAUAAAGUGAAGAAACUGAAUUUUUGGGCUGUGCCAGUCAUAGGUGUCUUCUUUCUGCUAGCAUCAAUAGUAUUUUCUGCAACGUGCUCUGGAGCUCCUGUUGAAAUUGCUGCAUAUGUAUUUGGAUUUUUCUCAACUUUAGCAUUUGCAGCUGAGUUUGGUAUAGAGCUCUUUCUCAGGCGAAAACAAAAAGGCACUCAUGAGCCCUCUGGACAUCCUGCUAAAACUCGAAGUGCCAAAGAAAAUCGGCCAUUGAAUAAAAAACGCUAACUUCAUGAAAAUGUUUCUUUUUUAUCUUUAUCUUUUUCUUUUUUUCUUUUUUUUUUUUAAUGGGAGCAAUCUAAAAUGAUCUUUCAGUGCACUGUAGGUAACAGCUUCUGUUUCUUUGUUCUAAUCGAUUUUGUAUGCAUUGCUUAUCACAAAUUUUUAUGGAUUCUUGGGUCAAGUAAUAGCAUCUUGAGCAUCAUGUUCUAAGGAAACUGGUCCUGCCACCUGUUGGGAUGACAGGCACUUGGGUCUAAACAGAAUCACUUCAGGACAGCAGUGUGCUGAUUUGAUUUUGACAGAGAUGACUAAUAAAGGUUAAUAUCUGAGGUAUAAAUUCCUAGCUAUAACCUAAAGAUAUUUCCUGGUUAAAUGGACCAGAUGCUUCUGUUGUGAGUUAUAAAUUAAUGCAGCAGAAUUUAUUUUUGUACUUCCUGGUCAAACUGGAAUCUUACAAGAAUGUUUAUCCUUCAGUAAGAGGUUUUGGGUUGUUUUUACUGCUCCUAUGUCUCAGUUCUGUCUCAGGAGAUAAGUUUAAUGGGAUAGUGACUGUAGGGGCUUAUGGGGAAGGUAUUGUAAAUGAUAUAUUAAGGAGACAGUUUUGCACCCCAUGAUUGUCGAAGUUUGGACUUGUGUGCCAGAAUCUUCUUUCAGAUGGUUUCGAAAGCUGUAACACUUGCAGGAAGAAACUUGAAAAGCAAGCAGUGAGAGGAGUAAGAUAAAGAAUAAAUAUUUACAUGAAGCAACUCCAGAAGUAGCAAUCUCAAUAUCAACGGGAAAAACCUUACAGCACGUUGUUUCUACCCUGGUAAAUAUUACUUGCAAGGUUAAUACUAUAUGCAGCUUCUUUAUGUAUAGAUAAUGCUAAGUUUUGCCAGAAUGGUUUUGAACCUCACUAUUUUCUGUGUUUAUAAAUAUGGCAGUAGCUUGAGACUCCUUGAUGCUGACUAGCUCAACUGGUAAACGGGUAAAUUGAUUUGUUUUGCAAGCAAUAGUCUGUAGGACUGCAGGGAGCACUACUGAUAGGACACGUAUCAGACAAGUGACAGAUGUGUCAGACCAGAUGCUGAUGGCUGUAGAAGAAAUGAAGUGCUGAAAAAGCAUUUUUCUCAUGUCUGAUGUAAAAGCAAGACUGCUACACCUCUCUUAAGAGGAAAGCCUUCAAAAGCAGAGCAAAUUACUGUAAGCCAGGAGAUGUUCCAAAAUACCAAAGCAAAUGAGAAUAAGCUGAUUAUGCAAAAACAAUUCUUGUUUGAGUGCUUAGCACAUUUGCUGUGUCUCCCAGGUGAUAACUGCAUUUCACUGAUAUUGCAAUUUAGCCUGUUCCCAGUCCUGUAAAAUGUUGUGGCAGUGCUGA